This is a messenger RNA of Syzygium oleosum, 3424 nucleotides long. RefSeq names its product putative disease resistance protein At4g19050. Bases 172 to 1503 code for a protein of 443 amino acids. Lineage: Eukaryota; Viridiplantae; Streptophyta; Magnoliopsida; Myrtales; Myrtaceae. The record is from RefSeq and is a predicted model, not a curated record. The transcript is spliced from 5 exons.
UUGAUAGGGAAGCAUUCACUGGAAUCUUUGAAACUUAAAUGGGGCGAUUUUGAUAUUGAUGAUGCAGUAAUUGGGAAUAGAGAUGAAGUGCUAUUAGAUGGACUGAGGCCGCACUCAAAUCUGCAGGAGUUGACUAUCAAUGAAUAUAAAGGUGAGAGCUUUCCAAGGUGGAUGAUGGACAAUCUUGUGUCUUCCUUGCCAAAUUUAGUUGAGGUAUGCUUCUCCAAAUGUGGAGGAUGUAAAAGUCUUCCUCCACUAGGCCAACUACUUCACCUUAAGACUAUGGAGAUUUGGAGUCUGACUGAAUUGGAAUACAUUGUAUCGGAUCAUCCAUUCACUUCAACAAUAUCAUUUCCUAGUCUAUUGGAAUUAGGUAUCCACAAUUGUGAAAAAUUAAAAGCUAUCCCACCAACUCCGCAUCUCGAGGCGUUAUCGCUGAUUAGGGCCCACCCAGCGUUAAUAAAUAUGAUAGUUGGCCUUAAUAAGUUGAAGCACCUGGUAAUCAUGGAGAUGGAGUCUCUAGAAUGUGUGCCGGAGGAGUGCUGGAAAGGCCUCGCCUCCCUCGAAUCUCUUGCCAUCUGUCUUUGUCCUGGGUUAACUUCCCUCUCAAAAGCAGCACCACCACCACCCCCACUGGGUACGCGACAUCAAUCCAACCAGGUGGAUCUCGAUUCUUCGGAUUCUGAGGAGCUGCAUUUAUCCAAUUACGACGAAAGCAGCGGCGGCAACAACCUCAUCUUGGAACUUCACAGUCUCCGCUCCGUGAGACUCUGGGGACUUCCAAAACUAGCAUCUCUCCCACGGUGGCUUCUCCAGCUCAGCAAUCUCGAGGAUCUCGAUAUUCGGCAUUGUCGGGAGCUGGAUAUAUGCAAAGACGAGAGCAGCAACCUCAUCAUCUUGGAUUCCCAUGGAGGACUCCAUCACAGUCUCCGCUCCGUGAGACUCAAAGGACUUCCAAAACUAGCAUCUCUCCCACGGUGGCUUCUCCAGCUCAGCAAUCUCGAGCGUCUACGUAUCUGUGAUUGUCGGGAGCUGGAUAUAUGCAAAGACGAGAGCGGCAACCUCAUCAUCUUGGAUUCCCAUGGAGGACUCCAUCACAGUCUCCGCUCUGUGAGACUCGAAGAACUUCCAAAACUAGCAUCUCUCCCACGGUGGCUUCUCCAGCUCAGCAAUCUCGAGGAUCUCGAUAUUCGGUUUUGUGAGGAGCUGGAUAUAUGCAAAGACGAGAGUGGCAACCUCAUCAUCUUGGAUUCCCAUGGAGGACUCCAUCACAGUCUCCGCUCCGUGAGACUCGAAAAACUUCCAAAACUAGCAUCUCUCCCACGGUGGCUUCUCCAGCUCAGCAAUCUCGAGGAUCUCUCUAUUCGGUAUUGUUCCAAUUUGAAGGCAUUACCAGAGCAGAUCGAGGCCCUUCAAUCACUUCAACGGCUCGAAAUCAACGAUAGCCCCUUGCUGACGUUAUUUCCCGAAGGAACGCGAAGGCUUGCGUCCUUACUCAACUAGGCAUCGACGAAUGCCCAGAAUUGGAGAGGAGGUGCAAGAGAGAUGGAGGCGAGGACUGGGACAAGAUCGCUCAUAUCCCCCACAUGCAACUUGGACUGUGGCAGAUCGAGCCCUAAUUUUCCUUACUGAAGACUAGGCAGAAAUGGGAUAGAUUUUUGCACCGAUGACGUAAUGCCAGAUAAGGAUCACAAAGAACUCACUGACCGCCAGUCCCAUGACAGGAAACAUAUGGAUUUCUCUCUUGCUAAAACAGAAGAAGAGUGGAAACACCAAGAGCUUUUCUUAGUUCAGGGUGUAUGCUUUGAAGUCCGAGAACAAUACUGUUACAUGCUUGAGAGUCUUCUCAACUUGGACGUCACGCCCUACACCGAUACAAUAAUUGCAUAAUACAUUUGGUUGCCCAAAAUUGGAGGGGAGGUGCCACAAAGAUGCAGGCGACGACUGUUACAAGAUAUCUCAUAUCCUGCAGACAGAGUUGAUAAAGUUAUCUAUCAACGCUACAUGAUUCGAGGGGGGGACAUGGACAGAUCGCAGAUAGAUAUAGUGUGCAAUCUCCUUAUUUGAUUUCACAAGGAGCAAAAUGCCUGCACAAUUCUGGAAAACUCUCAUAGAUGAAGUGAUGAAAUGUUUCUCUGUUGAACGGCUUCUGGUUUGCUUCCCUUGAACGGAGGUUCUGACAUAGAUCUGCGCAGCAACUCAAGGGCGAUCCCUAGACCUGCUGAGCACCCGUUUGAACUUCCAAAGUGGAAUUACUAUGGAUCAAGUACCAAUCAAGCUCCGGGGGAGGAUAGAGAAGUGAUCUUAUAGUUAGCAUUUGACAGCAUUUGACAUUCUUUAUUUGCUUCUCAGCCAUUCUGCAAAGGUUCUCAGGUAAAUCCUUUACCAAUUUUUAGCGACAUCUUAAGCAAUUGAGUAAAUAUUUGACAUUAAAAGAGGUCUUAUCACAGUUAGAGUGGGAGUCUAAUCUAUGGCUUCUUCAUUUUGAUCACUGCAAGGUUGUCCUGUUCAAUUUGUUUGGUUGACAAUUGACGUGGACUUCAUCUCUUUGUGACAACAAUGUCUGCAAAAGAAAUGUGUGGUGUGUGAGGCAGAAUGAAUGAACGAAGCAGUAGUCAUUGUUGUCGUUUCUUUUCAUGAAUAAAUCAAUCACUACCAAUUUUAAGUCUAUGUUGUGGACCUCAUGUGGAAUCGAUUUAUCUUGUAUCCACUCUUGUAUCAGAUUUUUCUUGUUCUGUGACUUCAAGUCCUCAUAGUGAUAAUUGCGGUGUUCGGUAGUCUUGCUCUGCCAUGGCGAUAUCUGAUGGAUAUUUUCGCCAAAGUGAUUAGGAAGGGUAAUUUGCAAUUAUGCCAAGUUUGUGAAAGAAGAAACUACUUCAUUGUGAUUGCCUUUUGAUUGCGAGAGGAAAGGAUUAGGUGCACUGUCAAGAUUCAUGAGUUGAUCGUCCAUUAUAUCUAAUGAAAUAUCAUAAUAACAUGUUUGCUAAUUGAUCCUUGGUAAGGUGGAAUUUCAUUAAUCUCUUAAACUGUUGCACUCUGCAGUCUGCUUACUUCAACUAUGUAACUGCCCUCAGUUUUUUACUUGUUCAUGAGCUCACUUUUGGGAAUGAGGCCUGAGAAUAACCUUGAAAUGAUUCCAAAAGGAGAAGUAUAGUUAUGCCACUAUUUUUAGUUAAGUUUUCAAGGAGAAUGUGGUAUCAUCCUUAGGGAAAUCAAUAAGACUCGCUAUUUAUGCUUCAAAAUGUAAGUUUUCCUACUUGAAAUUGUCGGCGUACGCACUUGCAAAAGAGACCCUUUCUUUGAAGUACCCAGUCUAUUCGUUUUAUCAUUUCAAAACUAAACUCUCAUGCAUACCAGAAGGCCAAGUCAUACAAAUAGAGCUUGUUGUUUGAAUCAUCUUCCAUGAAAUUAAGCUCCUAGGUUU